Cavia porcellus (domestic guinea pig) is the source of this 1312-nucleotide messenger RNA. RefSeq names its product nudix hydrolase 22 (gene Nudt22). The transcript has 5 exons. Gene Ontology annotation, molecular function: GDP-mannose hydrolase activity. NCBI's taxonomy places the organism in Eukaryota, Metazoa, Chordata, Mammalia, Rodentia, Caviidae. The record is from RefSeq and is a predicted model, not a curated record. The coding region runs from base 373 to 1245 and encodes 290 amino acids.
UUGAGUUCCGGCAGAGGCUGGAGCCUCACGACUUCCGGAUUCGCAAGGGCCUCUCAGUGUGUCCAUGGUUGGCAGAAUCUCUAGGUUUGGAGGGAUAGGAACAUUUGGGGGACCCAGGACUUCUGGGUGGUAGGGAUGUCUAGAAGUCCCAGGAAUUUCUGGAGCAAGAGUUCCCCACACCCAGCCAACGCUUGAGAGUGUUGUUGGGAUAAUGGGAAACUAACCUCCCAGGAGUGGUUAGGGAGGCUGGAAGGGCUGGGAUACCCUCAGCAGGCCUGUGGCAGAGUCUGGCAGAACUGGGCCGAAGGGUGGCUGUGUGCCUUGCGCGCUGACAGGUCCGACUGUGUCCUCCAGAGCCUCCCUUUGCAGACCAUGGACCCUGAGGUGUCCCUGCUGCUGCAGUGCCCACCCGGGGGACUGCCCCAGGAGCAGGUAAGGGUGGAGCUGAGCCCAGCCUAUGAUCGACACCCACUACCAGGAGAGGACAAGACCAUCACAGCCAUCUGGGAGAGCCGGGUGCAGACCCAGCCUUGGCUUUUCAAUGCACCUAAGUUCCGCUUGCAUUCAGCCACGCUGGAAUCCACUGACUCUGCUGGACCACAGCUGCUCCUGCGCCUGGGCCUGACUUCUUACAAAGACUUCCUGGGCACCAACUGGUCCAGCUCAGCUUCCUGGCUGCGACAGCAGGGAGCUACUGAUUGGAAUGACAAACAAGCCUAUCUGGCUGACCCUCUAGGAGUGGGUGCUACACUACUCACAGCUGACAACUUCCUUGUCUUCUUGCGACGCUCUUUGCAGGUGGCUGAGGCCCCUGGAUUGGUGGAUGUUCCCGGUGGGCACCCUGAGCCUCAGGCCCUGUGCCCUGGUGACAGCCCCCAGCACAAGGACUUCCCUGGGGAGCUGGUGGUGCGAGAGCUCUUCUCCAGUGUCCUGCAGGAGAUCUGUGAUGAGGUGAACCUGCCACUGCUCACCCUGAGCCAGCCCCUGCUGUUGGGCAUUGCCCGCAAUGAGACCAGUGCUGGCCGCGCCAGUGCUGAGUUCUACGUCCAGUGCAGCCUGACAUCUGAGGAGGUGAGGAAUUACUACCUAAGUGGGGGACCUGAGGCCCACGAGUCCACAGGCAUCAUCUUUGUGGAGGCACAGAAGAUGCAGAGAUUGCAGGAAACUGAGAUGUGGGCUGAGCUCUGCCCCUCAGCCAAAGGUGCCAUCCUUCUCUACAGCCGGGUCCAGGGAAGUGCCAUCUGAGUUGCCUUGGGGACCCCACCCAGCCCUACCCACAGCUCUGAGGACAAUAAAGGACUUUAUUCUUCAA